ACCCCAACCCCUUCUACAAAACAACAACUUCUUUCCUUCCUGGGCAUGGCUGGAUACUUUCACCUUUGGAUACCUGGUUUUGCCAUCCUAACAAAACCAUUAUAUAAACUCAUAAAAGGAAACUUAGCUAACCCCAUAGAUCCUAAAUCCUUUCCCCACUCCUCUUUCCAUUCCUUGAAGACAGCUUUAGAGACUGCCCCCACUCUAGCUCUCCCUGAUUCAUCCCAACCCCUUUCAUUACACACAGCUGAAGUGCGGGGCUGUGGAGUCAGAAUUCUUACACAAGGACCAGGAUCGCAACCUGUAGCCUUUUUGUCCAAACAACUUGACCUUACUGUUUUAGGCUGGCCAUCAUGUCUCCAUGCAGUGGCUGCUGCUGCCCUAAUAAUUUUAGAGGCCCUCAAAAUCACAAACUAUGCUCAACUCACUCUCUACUGCUCUCAUAAUUUCCAAAAUCUAUUUUCUCCCUCACACCUGACACAUAUACUUUCUGCUCCCUGGCUCCUUCAGCUAUACUCACUCUUUGUUGAGUCUCUCACAAUUACCAUUGUUCCUGGCCUGGACUUCAAUCCAGCCUCCCACAUUAUUCCGGAUACCACACCUGAUCCUCAUGCCUGCAUCUCUCUGAUCCACCUGAUGUUCACCCCAUUUCCCCACAUUUCCUUCUUCCCUGUUUCUCAACCUGAUCACACUUGGUUUAUUGAUGGCAGUUCCACCAGGCCUAAUCACCACUCACCAGCAAAGGCAGGCUAUGCUUUAGUAUCUUCCAUGUCUAUCAUUGAGGCUACUGCUCUGCCCCUCUCCACUACCUCUCAGCAAGCUGAACUAGCUGCCUUAACUCAAGCCCUCACUCUUGCAAAAGGACUACACGUCAAUAUCUAUACUGAUUCUAAAUAUGCCUUUCAUAUUCUGCACCACCAUGCCAUCAUAUGGGCUGAAAGAGUUUUCCUCACUACACAAGUGUCCUCCAUCAUUAAUGCCUCUUUAAUAAAAACUCUGCUCAAGACCACUUUGCUUCCAAAGGAAGCUGGGGUCAUUCACUGCAAGGGGCAUCAAACGGUGUCAGAUCCCAUUGCUCUAGGCAAUGCUUAUGCUGAUAAGGUGGCUAGACAAGCAGCUAGCUCUCCAACUUCUGUCCCUCAUUGCCAGUUUUUCUCCUUCACAUCAGUCACUACCACAUACUCCCCUGCUGAAACUUCCACCUAUCAAUCUCUUCCCACACAAGGCAAAUGGUUCUUAGACCAAGGAAAAUAUCACCUUCCAGCCUCACAGGCCCAUUCUAUUCUGUUGUCAUUUCAUAACCUAUUCCAUGUAGGUUACAAGCUGCUAGCCCGUCUCUUAGAACCUCUCAUUUCCUUUCCAUCACGGAAAUCUAUCCUCAAGAUCACUUCUCAGUGUUCCAUCUGCUAUUCUACUACCCCUCAGGGAUUAUUCAGGACUCCUCCCUUUCCUACACAUCAAGCUUGGGGAUUUGCCCCUGCCCAGGACUGGCAAAUUGACUCUACUCAUAUGCCUCAAGUCAGAAAACUAAAAUAUCUCUUAGUCUGGGUAGACACUUUCACUGGAUGGGUAGAGGCCUUUCCCGCAGGGUCUGAGAAGUCCACCAUGGUCAUUUCUUCCCUUCUGUCAGACAUAAUUUCUCAGUUUCACCUUCCCACCUCUAUACAGUCUAAUAAUGGACCAGCCUUUACUAGUCAAAUCACCCAAGCAGUUUCUCCGGCUCUUGGUAUUCAGUGGAACCUUCAUAUCCCUUACCAUCCUCAACCUUCAGGAAAAGUAGAACAGACUAAUGAUCUUUUAAAGACACACCUCACCAAGCUCAGCCUCCAACUUAAAAAGGAUUGGACAGUACUUUUACCUCUUGCCCUUCUCAGAAUUAGAGCCUGUCCUCGAGAUGUUACAGGGCACAGUCCAUUUGAACUUUUAUAUGGACGCACUUUCUUGCUUGGCCCCAACCUCAUCCCAGACACCAGCCCUCUAGGCGACUAUCUUCCUGUCCUCCAACAGGCUAGACAGGAAAUUCACCAGGCUGCUAAUCUUCUCUUGCCUACUCCACAUCCCCAGCCAUAUGAAGACACCCUAGCUAGACAAUCAGUUCUUGUUAAGAAUCUGACCCCUCAAACUCUACAACCUCGAUGGACCAGACCCUACUUAGUCAUCUAUAGUAUCCCGAUUGCCAUCCACCUGCAGGAUCCUCCCCACUGGGUUCACCAUUUCAGAAUAAAGCUGUGUCCAUCAGACAGCCAGCCUAAUCCCUCCUCUUCCUCCUGGAAGUUGCAAGUACUCUCCCCUACUUCCCUUAAACACACUCGUAUUUCUGAAGAACAGUAA
Messenger RNA from Pongo pygmaeus (Bornean orangutan), 2331 nucleotides. RefSeq lists its product as uncharacterized. The coding region runs from base 46 to 2331 and encodes 761 amino acids. The transcript has a single exon. Gene Ontology annotation, biological process: DNA integration. Lineage: Eukaryota; Metazoa; Chordata; Mammalia; Primates; Hominidae. The record is from RefSeq and is a predicted model, not a curated record. Gene Ontology annotation, molecular function: RNA-DNA hybrid ribonuclease activity; nucleic acid binding.